AUGCUGCUCACCACAUUCGCUGUACUACUAGCCAGUGCAUUGGCACACGAGUAUCCAGACUGCUCGAGUGAGCCACUCUCUAACAAUUCAGUAUGCGACACUUCGCUCUCAGCACGCGAGCGUGCUCAAGCUCUGAUCGAUGCCAUGACCAUCCAGGAGAAGCUGAAUCUUACACACAACAACUCUCCCGGCGUACCGAGACUGGGUCUACCAACCUAUAACUGGUGGGGCGAAGCUCUGCAUGGCGUUGCUGCAGCUCCAGCCAUCGUGAUGGCAGCAGCAUUCGACGAUCCGCUCAUCUACUCAAUCGGUGAGGUCAUCAGCACGGAAGCAAGGGCAUUCAGCAACGCGAACAAAUCUGGUCUGGACUAUUGGACGCCAAACAUCAACCCGUUCCGCGACCCGCGCUGGGGACGUGGUCAGGAGACGCCGGGCGAGGACACCUACGUGGUCAAGCGGUACAUCGAGAAUAUGGUGACGGCUUUGCAAGGCGGUCCCGAGCCCGAGACAUACAAGAUUAUCGCCACUUGCAAGCACUACACAGCAUAUGAUAUGGAGUUCUGGCAGGGCAACACCCGCUACGGCUACGACGCGAAAGUCAGCGCACAGGACAUGGCUGAGUAUUACAUGCAGCCGUUUCAGCAGUGCGCAAGAGAUACCAAGGUGGGCUCUAUCAUGUGCGCCUACAACUCAGUCAACGGUGUGCCCAGUUGUGCGAACUCGUACACCAUCGAAUCCGUGCUUCGGGGUCACUGGAACUGGACUGCCGAUGAGAACUACAUCACUUCGGACUGCACCGCGAUCCAGAACAUCUAUACAGAUCAUCAUGCUUUCCCCGACCGUCAGCAAACAGUUGCAGCGGCACUCAACUCUGGCGUCGAUAUUGACUGCGGCUACUACAACCCCACCUUCCUCCCAUCAGCCUACGAGCAAGGCCUCUUCGAAGAAGCCACCCUCGACCGCUCCCUACUCCGCCUGUACACCGCCCUCGUCAAAUCCGGCUACUUCAACUCUGCCGAAUCCCAACCUUGGCGCUCACUCGGCUGGUCCAACGUCUCAACCCCGGAAUCCGAAGACCUCGCCCUGCAAAUCGCCGAGGAAGGGCUCGUCCUCCUCAAGAACGACGGCACUCUCCCCCUCUCCCUCCCUUCAGAAGGCAACCUCACCGUCCUCCUAAUCGGCGGCUGGUUCAACGCCACCUCCGAAAUGCAAGGCAUCUACGCGGGUCCCGCACGCACACUCGUCUCCCCGUGGAUGGCACUCAACAACAUGAGCAACAUCAACAUCGAGACUAUCCAGUGGUACGAGUCUCCCCUCAUCAAAGCGAACGAGCUGCAACCAGACGUCAUCGUCUGGAUCGACGCCACCCACGAGGGCGCCGAGGAGACCGCCGACCGCAACACGAUCAAGUGGGAUCUGAUGCAGCCUGACGCCGUCGAGUCCGUCGCCACAACGGGAAUCCCCACUGUGGUGGUGCACAUGGGCGAGCAGUGCGACGAUAGCAUGUUCUUCAGCAAUGCGAACGUAAGCGCUGUGCUGUGGGCGGGGUACCCGGGUAUGUUCGGCGGACAGGCGAUCAUCAAUACCCUCUUCGGUGAAGUCGCACCUGCAGGGAGGAUGCCGAUCACGCAGUACCCGACCAACUACGUGAACGAGGUUGCGAUGACGGAUAUGGGUUUGCGACCUGACAGUGAGACCGGCAAUCCUGGGCGUACGUAUAAAUGGUACGACAAUGCAACCGUGGAGUUCGGGUUUGGGCUGCACUACACCAACUUUACCGCAGAGAUCAUCGCCGUCGAGACAACAUCCUUCGACAUCGCCCAGCUCCCUCACGCACGUCGACCUCUGCCCCUUCCUUCCAGGCGGAGCUCCUCGACAUCCUCACUCGAAGUCAACGUCACCAACACAGGCAACACCACAUCCGACUACGUCGCCCUCGCGUUCGUUGCCGGCGAGUACGGUCCAGAACCACGCCCACGAAAAUCACUGGUCGCGUAUCAGCGGUUGAAGGGCGUUGAAAGCGGCGCGAGUCAGACGGGAGCAUUGAACAUCACGCUAGGUGCGCUUGCGAGGUAUGAUGUGAGUGGUAAUGAGAUUCUGUAUCCGGGCAGCUACAGGAUCCAGAUUGACGUGCCGGUGUUGGCGACGUGGGAGUUUGAAUUGACUGGAGCUGAAACUGUGUUGGAUCAUUGGCCGCAGUCGUGA
Cyphellophora attinorum is the source of this 2205-nucleotide messenger RNA. RefSeq names its product putative exo-1,4-beta-xylosidase bxlB. Gene Ontology annotation, cellular component: plant-type cell wall. The record is from RefSeq and is a predicted model, not a curated record. Gene Ontology annotation, biological process: arabinan catabolic process; xylan catabolic process. Gene Ontology annotation, molecular function: alpha-L-arabinofuranosidase activity; xylan 1,4-beta-xylosidase activity. NCBI's taxonomy places the organism in Eukaryota, Fungi, Ascomycota, Eurotiomycetes, Chaetothyriales, Cyphellophoraceae. The transcript has 3 exons. Bases 1 to 2205 code for a protein of 734 amino acids.